AUGCUGUCUUCUGCCCCAGAGGAACCGCUGCUGCUGGCCGAGCUCAAACCCGGGCGCCCCCACCAGUUUGAUUGGAAGUCGAGCUGUGAGACCUGGAGUGUCGCCUUCUCCCCUGAUGGCUCCUGGUUUGCUUGGUCUCAAGGACACUGCAUCGUCAAGCUGAUCCCCUGGCCUCUGGAGGAGCAGUUCAUCCCUAAAGGAUUUGAAGCCAAAAGCCGAAACGGCAAAAAUGACCCAAAAGGGCGAGGCAGCCCAAAGGAGAAGACUCUGGACUGUGGUCAGAUUGUCUGGGGCUUGGCCUUCAGCCCGUGGCCAUCUCCACCCAACAGAAGGCUCUGGGCGCGUCCCCAUCCCCAAGUGCCAGACGUCUCAUGCCUGAUCCUAGCCACAGGACUCAACGACGGGCAGAUCAAGAUUUGGGAGGUGCAGACAGGGCUCCUGCUCUUGAAUCUUUCUGGCCACCAAGAUGUCGUGAGGGAUCUAAGCUUCACACCCAGUGGCAGUUUGAUUCUGGUGUCUGCGUCGCGGGAUAAGACUCUUCGCAUCUGGGACCUGAACAAACACGGUAAACAGAUCCAAGUGUUAUCGGGCCAUCUGCAGUGGGUGUACUGCUGCUCCAUCUCCCCGGACUGCAGUAUGCUGUGUUCUGCCGCUGGAGAGAAGUGUGUCUUUCUAUGGAGCAUGCGGUCCUACACAUUAAUCCGGAAGCUAGAAGGCCACCAAAGCAGCGUCGUCUCUUGUGACUUCUCCCCUGACUCUGCCUUGCUUGUCACGGCUUCUUACGACACUGACGUGAUCAUGUGGGACCCCUACACUGGCGAGAAGCUAAGGUCACUCCACCACACCCAGCUUGACCCCCCCAUGGACGACAGUGACGUCCACAUCAGCUCGCUGAGGUCCGUGUGCUUCUCUCCUGAAGGCCUAUACCUUGCCACAGUGGCGGAUGACAGACUCCUCAGGAUCUGGGCCCUGGAACGGAAAACGCCAAUUGCAUUUGCUCCUAUGACCAAUGGUCUUUGCUGCACAUUUUUUCCACAUGGUGGAGUUAUUGCCACAGGGACAAGAGAUGGCCACGUCCAGUUCUGGACGGCUCCUAGGGUCCUAUCGUCACUGAAGCACUUAUGCCGGAAAGCCCUCCGAAGUUUCCUCACAACUUACCAAGUCCUAGCACUGCCAAUACCCAAGAAAAUGAAAGAGUUCCUCACAUACAGGACUUUCUAAGCAACGUUCCUUGGAGUUGUACUUGUUUGCCUUGUAGCAGGCAGGCUCAAUCUUGCUGGCAAAGGCGUAGCUCGAAUAAUAGGCCA
Messenger RNA from Orycteropus afer afer, 1307 nucleotides. It is a transcript of the gene WSB2, whose product is annotated as WD repeat and SOCS box containing 2. Lineage: Eukaryota; Metazoa; Chordata; Mammalia; Tubulidentata; Orycteropodidae. Gene Ontology annotation, molecular function: protein binding. Gene Ontology annotation, biological process: intracellular signal transduction. The record is from RefSeq and is a predicted model, not a curated record.